AUGAAUCCGCGAAAUCAAAUCAUCUCUCCAGGGUUUUCCUUUUCUGUAGAUCCUAUAUAUAGAGCAUGUCUGAAGUUGCCUAUGAUACAAAAUAAGUACAAAAUGGGUAACAUACUUCAGCUUGCUCGAAAUGCUGGAGCUUCAGCUCUCUGUUUUUUUCGAAGUUGGAGAGGAAAAACAGCGAUGUCUGAACGAUCUGAGAUGCCUCGGGUGAAACUCGGAACCCAAGGACUCGAGGUAUCAAGGCUAGGUUAUGGCUGUAUGGGGCUUUCUGGUGUCUACAAUAAUCCUGUCCCUGAGGAGGACGGAAUUGCAAUAAUCAAAGAGGCAUUUAGUAAAGGCAUUACAUUUUUUGACACAUCGGAUGCUUAUGGUGCGAAUCAUGCGAACGAGUACUUGGUGGGGAAGGCAUUAAAACAAUUACCUCGAGAAAAGAUUCAAUUAGCUACAAAAUUUGGUGUAGCUGGAUAUGAUGCUUCUGGAGUUAUAGUGAAAGGUUCACCUGAGUAUGCCCGCUCUUGCUGCGAGGCAAGCUUGAGGCGUCUUGAUGUGGACUAUAUUGAUCUUUAUUACAUACAUAGGAUUGAUGCUACUGUACCUAUUGAAUACACCAUGAGAGAACUUAAAAAGCUAGUCAACGAAGGUAAAAUAAAACAUAUUGGGUUGUCCGAAGCUCAUCCAGACACAAUAAGGAGGGCUCAUGCAAUUCAUCCUAUUACUGCCAUACAAAUGGACUAUUCCCUUUGGAUUCGUGACAUUGAAGAAGAAAUAAUUCCACUUUGCAGGAAACUUGGGAUUGGAAUCGUUCCAUACAGUCCCUUAGGUCGAGGGUUUUUUGCUGGGAAGGCCGUAGUGGAAAGAGCAGAUCCAAAUAGCUCACUGCCAAACCACCCAAGGCUUAAGGGAGAGAACUUUGAUAAGAACAAAGUCAUAUAUUUUCGUAUAGAAGCGUUAGCCAAGAAGCAUGGAUGCACUCCUGCUCAACUUGCGCUUGCAUGGGUUCUUCAUCAAGGAGACGAUAUUGUGCCUAUUCCAGGCACGACCAAAAUUAAGAAUCUCCAUGACAACAUUGGUUCUGUCAGAGUGAAGCUUACAAAAGAUGAUUUGAAAGAGAUCAUCGAUGCGGUUCCCAUCAAUGAAAUAGCAGGGUCGAGAAGUUCUAAUGAGGCUUUUCAUCGGAUUACAUGGGAAUUUGUUAAGACUCCACUCCCAAAAUGA
Fraxinus pennsylvanica is the source of this 1218-nucleotide messenger RNA. Lineage: Eukaryota; Viridiplantae; Streptophyta; Magnoliopsida; Lamiales; Oleaceae. The record is from the annotation of a GenBank genome assembly.